ACUGCUUAUUGGCGUGGACUGUGCACGGCAGCGAAAUGGAAGGAAGGAUGUCUGCCUGUUUGUACAGAUCCUUCGGAGAAUGGCGAUGAAAGCAAAUCCGUCCGAAUGACCGCCUGCAACAGUCUCCCAAAUACGACAACCUGGUGCUGCGGCACAGACAACUCAGAGUGUUGCAAUUCAGACAAAGCAUUUACCAUUCCCGCUAAUUUCGGCGAUCCAUUUCCAUCACCAACGGCUAGCCCUGGCCUCUCAGACGGAGCAAAGGCGGGAAUCGGCGUAGGUGUCGCCAUGGGCGUUAUCGCCAUUAUAGCGGCCGGGGUUGCGUUUUGGCAUAUACAGCGAAGACGGUGGAGGAAUGCUGCUGCUGAUGCUGCUAACGAUAAUGCUAAUACUAAUACCGAUAUGGCGGCAGUAGAAAUACCAGCGCCACCAUACCAGGCGCAAGCUACGGUGCAGUCGCCCCAGGAGUUGGAAGGGAAUGGUGUUGGAAAUAGGGUUGGGAAGCCGGCCGGGACGGGGGAUGUGAGGCAUGAGUUAUCUGGGGAGUCUGCGGGUGGUGGACACGGUGUACACUGAUGAUUUUAUGGAUGAUGACGGUUAAGAUUUUCAAUGGGUUGGAUAUAAUCUCUAUAUGAUAAUAAAAGUUGACAUUAACUGUAUAUAAUUGUCGGUCGUUAUACAAGUGCUGUGUACUCGGCAACUUACUAGGGCUAGAUUAAGUAACAGCCAUGAGGCCGCGAGAUGUCCAC
Messenger RNA from Aspergillus ruber CBS 135680, 749 nucleotides. RefSeq lists its product as uncharacterized. The transcript has 2 exons. NCBI's taxonomy places the organism in Eukaryota, Fungi, Ascomycota, Eurotiomycetes, Eurotiales, Aspergillaceae. Bases 106 to 576 code for a protein of 156 amino acids. The record is from RefSeq and is a predicted model, not a curated record.